This is a messenger RNA of Momordica charantia (bitter melon), 3092 nucleotides long. Its product is annotated as receptor-like protein 1. Gene Ontology annotation, molecular function: protein binding. The record is from RefSeq and is a predicted model, not a curated record. NCBI's taxonomy places the organism in Eukaryota, Viridiplantae, Streptophyta, Magnoliopsida, Cucurbitales, Cucurbitaceae.
GCCUCAUAAUUUGAUGUUUUUGAGAAUGGAGUCCAAGUUUAAGGUGAAAUACUUGUUACUAAUAGUGAGUUUAAUUGUUCUUGGUGAUUCUAUACAGGUAUCCAAUGGGUGCCUUGAAGAUGAAAGACUGGGUUUGUUAGAUAUCAAGUCCUUCUUUUCAUCCCACAAAAUCAACCAAUUCUCUGCGAAUCCAUUUGCUUCUUGGGUUGGAGCUAAUUGUUGCAAUUGGGAUCGAGUUCGUUGUAAUAAUCUCACUUCUGGUGCCCAUGUUGUGGAGCUCUUGCUCAACCUCUUGUUAGAUUAUCGUGAUUUGAACCCUCCACGGUUGAAUGUUUCUCUAUUCCAAAAUUUUAAAGAAUUAAAAACUCUCGACUUAUCUAAUAAUAUGUUCUCUGGUAUCACUGACAAUCAAGGUUCAAAAAAAUUUCCAAAUUUGAACAAAUUAGAGACUUUAAAUCUGAGGGGAAAUUACUUGGGGAGUGAGCUAGUUUCAUCCUUCAAUGGACUUACAUCAUUGGACACAUUGUUGCUUGGCCAGGCUGGUUUGGGAGGGUCUAUCAAUUUAUCCGGUUUGAAAAACUUGAGAGAAUUAGAUCUAAGUAUGAAUAACUUGAACGGUACGGUACAAAUGCAAGGAUUGGAAAGAUUGGAGACUUUGUUUCUACAUGGAAAUAAGCUUAACAAUAGUAUUUUUUCGUCUAUGAGGGAACUUACAUCGUUAAGGAAUUUGUUACUUUGUUGUAAUGAUCUUGGAGGCAUCAUUCCUACCCAAGAUAUUGCACAAUUAAAAAUCUUGGAGAUGUUGGAUCUGUCCCACAACCAUUAUUAUGAUGGAGCAAUACCCUUACAAGAUUUGAAGAACUUGUCGGUGCUGGACCUAAAAUAUAAUCAAUUCAAUGGCUCCAUGCCAAUACAAGGAUUUUGUGAAACAAACAGUCUUUAUGAGUUGCGGAUUCAGAAUAAUCAUAUUAGAGGUCAAUUAUCACAAUGUGUCGGAAACUUUACUAAGCUUCAAUAUCUUGAUAUCUCAUCUAACCAAUUCAGUGGAAAAAUUCCAACCACCAUUAGCAACCUCACAUCAAUUAUGUACUUAUCUCUGGUUGAAAAUGACUUCGAAGGUCCAUUCUUAUUAUCCUCUUUGGCUAACUCCACGAAUCUCAAGUUUCUUAAGCUAUCGAAAACACAAGUGGAUACUGAAAAAUCUUAUUGGGUACCCAUGUUUCAGUUGGAGAUCCUUAUACUAAAAAACUGUGAACUUAAUAAGAAAACUACAUCCAAGAUUCCUAGUUUUCUAUUAUCACAGUCAAGUUUGAACUUCAUUGACCUUUCUCAUAACCAAUUGGUUGGAACAUUUCCUCUUUGGUUGUUACUCAACAACUCUGGAUUGUUGGUCUUAGAUUUGAGUAGCAACUUACUUACAGGAACUCUUCAAUUCCCCACUUGGAAACAGAAUUUGAAGUAUCUGCAAAUUUCUGACAACAAUUUUAAUGGUGAACUACCCAGUAAUGUUGGUCUCUUUCUCCCUGGAGUUUCUUACUUCAAUAUAUCAAGCAAUAGCUUUGAAGGUAAUCUUCCUUCUUCUGUAGAACAAAUGAAAGACCUAUUCUACUUGGAUACAUCGGAUAACAAAUUUUCUGGAAAUUUGAAAAUUUCUAUUUUCAAUAAUAUGUCUCAUCUACAAUGUUUGCUACUUGCAAAUAAUAACUUUAGUGGAAACAUCGAGUAUGGUUGGAACAAUAGUGCAAAUUUGGUUGCGGUGGACAUAUCCAACAAUAUGAUUUCAGGGAAAGUUCCCAACUGGAUUGGGAGUUUGACAAAUCUUCAAUUUCUUCGAAUAUCAAAAAAUCUAUUUGAAGGUGAACUUCCUGGCGGAAUUUGUUCUCUUCGUGAACUUCGGUUCUUGGAUGUCUCUCAAAAUAAAUUAUUUGGUGUGCCCUCUUGCCUCAACUCUUCAUCGUUGGUUUACUUAUACAUGCAAGAGAAUUUCCUCUCAGGGCAUAUACCACAGGCAUUUUCAAAUGGUUCAAAGUUGAAAGUUCUUGAUCUCAGCUACAACCAUUUUUCAGGACCUGUUCCUGAUUGGAUUCACAAACUUACGAGCCUACGAGUUCUCUUGUUGAAGAUGAAUCAAUUACAAGGUUCAAUUCCUCGACAAUUAUGUCAAGGUGAAGAAUUGAGUAUUAUAGAUUUUUCAAAUAAUAAACUCAGUGGAUCAAUACCUUCGUGCUUAAAUAAUAUGACAUUUGGGACAAUAAAGGGGAGUGAGUAUUCGACUAUUCUAAAAGUAGAAAAUCCUAAAAUUCCUAAUGUUGGUAUUCUACCUACGUAUUUUGGAAGUUAUCACAGAUAUUCCCUAGAAGAAAUAACCUUGAAUAUUAUGGGGCUGAUCGAAGUGGACUUUACUACCAAAAGUAGGUUUGACACUUACAAGGGUAAUAUUCUAGAAUAUAUGUCUGGUCUUGAUCUAUCAUGUAAUCAACUAACAGGGAAUAUUCCACUGGAAAUUGGAGACUUACCACAGAUUCAUGCCUUGAAUUUUUCGCACAAUAAGUUGGCCGGACCUAUACCAAAGGAAAUCUCCAACUUAAAAGAAUUGGAGAGCUUGGAUCUUUCCAAUAACUUUUUGAGUGGAAACAUCCCUUCAGAACUAGCUGGACUCAAUUCUCUUGCCAUCUUCAAUGUGUCAUACAAUAAUUUGUCGGGUAUGAUCCCUACAUCGCCACACUUCUCAACAUAUCCUGCAAGCAGCUAUUAUGGUAACUCUCAUCUUUGUGGGUCAUAUAUCGAACAAAAAUGUUCAAGCCCUAUUUUACUACCAGACAAUCCAUCUAUAAAGUUGGGAAAAGAACAUGAAGCGUUCGUUGAUAUAGAAGCAUUUCGUUGGAGUUUUGUUACCUCCUAUUUUACCAUACUUAUGGGAUUUGUCGUAGUUCUGUACAUCAACCCUCAAUGGCGUGAGACAUGGUUUUAUUUUAUUGAAGAUUGUUGUUCUUAUUUUUGCAAGUGUAUUUGAAAUAUAUUCUUCCACUGUUGUGUCAGACUUGAGAAAUCAGUCACUGAAAUGCUAGCUUUCUUCUUGGUGUGUUUGAUUA